Messenger RNA from Centruroides sculpturatus (bark scorpion), 435 nucleotides. RefSeq lists its product as uncharacterized. The transcript has 4 exons. The record is from RefSeq and is a predicted model, not a curated record. Bases 1 to 435 code for a protein of 144 amino acids. NCBI's taxonomy places the organism in Eukaryota, Metazoa, Arthropoda, Arachnida, Scorpiones, Buthidae.
AUGACCGGACAUUGGAGUGUCGCUAAGGCCGACAAUGGCCAGCGACGGGGUCUCCAAGAAAUUAACUCCACUAAUACACAAGUCAACUAUUUUAAUGAUUAUGAUUUUUCUCGGCAUAAUCAAAACGGAAAAGUAUUUUCACUUAAAGAAAAUUGUGUUCUUGAUUCACAAGUGAAUCCACCAGAAUCAAAGUUUAUUGGAAGAGAAUCAGUGAAAGAAACUAAAAAUGAAGAGAUAAAUGAUGCAGAUGUCAGGGAAGAUAUGGAAGUGGCAGAUGAUCCAUCACCACCCAAAAGAAGAUGCAUUAAUUCAAUAGAAAAAGCCCAAAUCCAACUAGUAGAGGAGAGCAUAAAAACAAAGAAACUUAAGAUAGAGGUAUUAAAGUUAAAAAAGUUGAAACUUCUGCAAGAACUAAAAUUAUCAGAAAAUAAAUAA